UUUUCACUCUACCAUGAAGGUACUUCGUGUUUUGCUUCUUGUAGCCAUUGUAGAUGCCCAGCGUCUUGGGCAAUACAAUGUGGACAGGUCGCAGAUCUCAGUGUCUGGAUUCUCCAGCGGGGGAGCUUUCAGUACACAAUUCCACGUUGUUCAUUCGGGAACCAUCAUGGGAGCCGCUAUAUUUGCGGGAAUGCCGUACAACUGCUUCAUCUACUAUGGUGUGAGUGGGUGUGGUCAGGAACCCGAGAAUAUAAACAUUGCGCGACUGGUGCAAGAUACAAGAGAUUUUGCAAUUACUGGCGAUAUCGAUGCGGUAGAAGGGAUCUCUAGAGCAAAGGUCUAUUUAUUCCAAGGUCCAAAUGACUUUACCGUGCAAGAAGGAAAUGGUCCAGCGAUACGAGAGUACUACCAGAACUUUGGUUCAGAUAUUGCAACAAUGUUUACAACCAACGCGGGUCAUGGUUUUCCCACUAAUGAUUAUGGCAAUGAUUGCGAUACAUCAAGUCCCCCUGCCAUCAACAGGUGUGAUUACAGUGGAGCGUUUGGUGCUUUAAAUCACAUAUAUGGGGGCAGUCUUACAGACCCAGGAACUGCAUGGACACCUAACGAGGAAAAUCUUAUUGAAUUUGACCAAACCGAGUUUGCGGAUGAGUUUGGUAUCACCAGUUUUGAUGAUCUUGGGUGGAUUUAUGUACCGACAAGAUGCCAAGAUGGAAGCAUUGCGUGCAGAUUUCACAUCCAAUUCCACGGUUGUUCUCAAGGACGCGUGUGGCAGGGGACGCAAUACGCCCUCUACACAGGCUAUAACUCUGUGGCAGAAGCUAACGACAUUAUAAUCCUCCAUCCAAAUAUAGAUGUCACUGAUUCAAACCCAAGUGGAUGCUGGGACUGGUAUGCCAUUGAGGAUACCGAGUAUCAAACGCGGAAUGGUGUGAUGGUGUCUGUUAUAAAAUCAAUGAUUGAUAGAGUUACUGGACCGUAAAAUACAUAUUCGAUAAAUUGAAGUCGGAGAGUCCAUAUACAUGGUGAUGAUUUUCACUUCGACUAAGAAAUAAAUGUAUUUUAUCACA
Messenger RNA from Owenia fusiformis, 1070 nucleotides. The record is from the annotation of a GenBank genome assembly. NCBI's taxonomy places the organism in Eukaryota, Metazoa, Annelida, Polychaeta, Sabellida, Oweniidae.